AUUGUUGCAUGAUCAUGCUGGUGUUUUGAAAGAUCUUGCGAUUCUCAACCACGACAGUCUUAAAAGUGCCGUAGUACAUCUAAAUGAAACAUUACCAAAUCUGCGCACACAGUUCAAGGGGGCAUGGAAAAGGAGCAGUGUCUAGGCAACCACCACGCAUGUUCAAAGGAACCACAACGGGAUGUCAGCAGAGCCUUUUUCCCUUUUCGAUUCAAGGAUGGGUUUAAAAGGCUCUGCUCGCAGGGCAGAGUCAAGAAACGCUAAAUUCAAACUUAGAAAGUUUGCAGAGGGUAAAGGGCAUUACAUCAUGUUUGCUAUAAAGGAACCAUCAGAAGAAUAUUCUCCAUAUCUAUGGAAAGCUACAACAAGAAUAUAUUGUUUUAAAAUCAAUUCUGCUAGUACAAAUGUUGACAGUGAGAGAAUUAUGGACCUUCGACAGUUUUGUAAGUUGUAUAGAGAUAUCACAAAGCAACUGCGGCACAUGCAUAGUGUAGUGGAUGAAGACUGGCAGAAAAUUGAUCCUGUUGGGGAUGAGGCAUAUGAAACAUGUCCAGUAAAAUUAGAAGAAAUUCAUGAAUCUCUUUGUGCAUCAGUGAUUUUUACUAGGGUUGAUGAAGUAGCCUCAGAGGAUUCUAACAGUGAGGAGUGCUGUAUAUGUAUGGAUCAAAAAGCAGAAGUUAUUCUGGCCUGUGUCCAUAGCUUUUGCAAGACUUGUAUUGAAAGAUGGAGUGAUGUAAAUAAGACCUGUCCAAUCUGUCGCAACGAGAUUCAUGGAAAAAAAGAUUACUGGGAAAUGCCUGAGAGACCUAGUGACAAAGAGAUUGGACAGUUUGUUAUGGGACUGGCAGAGGGGGCAGGUGCCCCCACUUGAAUAAGAUAGUUGUGUUCUAGUCAGGUUGACAAAAAACAAGCAAACAAAAAAACUAAUCAAAUAACAAAAAAGAAAAAAGAGAGUUUCUUAGGUCAGGAUACAAUACCCCUUCAAGUGGUUCCAACAAACUGUAGGGACAGGUGUUAUAAUUAGCAACAAUUUAUUUCUUGUGAAUUGCAAAAAAUUGUGAAAGGUCAUUGUGCCUGCUUCAGAAUCUUGUUUCUGAGGUAUAUCAUUUACACAUUUAGACUGCAUGGUUUUAAUUUUGACAUUUGAUUGCUGACUGAGAUGACAUGCUUCGAAAGUAUUUAAUUAAUCAAGUGAAUGUAUCAGGAGUGGACCUCUCUUACAGGUGAUAUUAUGAGUCACCAGUUUAUUUUUCCAGUCUUUAUUUUUUUCUGUCUUUCAUAAAUUAAUAAUUUGAAAUGAAGUACAAAGCCUUUGCCUUAUUCAUACUAAGAUAUUGGCAAGGCUAUUAUUAUCAUUAUUAUUGUUAUUAUCAUUAUUAUUAUUAUUAUUAUUAUUACUACAUUAUGUUGUACAGAGAGGUACAGUGGCUUUGCCUUAUUCAUACUAAAAUAUUGUUCAGGUUAUUAUUAUUAUCUUAAUUAUUAAAAUCAAAACUCUAACAAAAUUCUGGAAUGUGAUUGGUCAUCCACCUGAUAUGAGCAAUGAUGGGACAGUGCAUGUGUUAGGCAUGUAAUUUGGCAGUGUAAUAGGACAGUUAAAGGGACAUUAACACACCGUUCCUGUGUAAGUGGACAGAAUGCAUCAUGUGUGUGCUCUGUUGUCACACAUUUUGCCAGUCCAACCACUGUUGUUGUUUUUUUUUUCUUUAUGAAAAUGGAUCACCAAAAGUCUCAUUUCUUUCUCAAAUUUUGUCAUAGUUUUGAUAAAUUGGGACUCCAUGUCAUCCAAUUCUGUAUGUAUUCAUACUAUGAUAAACAAAUUGGACUUCUGCUUUGCAGUUGUCCAAUUUUGUUAAUCACUCCUAUGAUUACAGACUGAGUUGGACUCCACUUGGUCCUAUUACCUUUAUUUAUUAUUAUUGGUAUAGUAUAUAUAUAAUUUGUAAGAAAAUCAUUUUGCUAAGCAGUGGCAGAUC
Messenger RNA from Stylophora pistillata, 1976 nucleotides. RefSeq names its product RING finger protein 141. Lineage: Eukaryota; Metazoa; Cnidaria; Anthozoa; Scleractinia; Pocilloporidae. The record is from RefSeq and is a predicted model, not a curated record. Gene Ontology annotation, biological process: protein autoubiquitination. Gene Ontology annotation, molecular function: ubiquitin-protein transferase activity.